CCUGCGUCCCGUUGUGUCAUGUGAUCCGGGAGCGCAGGAGGCCGGUGGCAGAGGAGGAAGAGACUCGCUGCGGGGUCUGGGGCCCGAGUGGACAGCUGGCGGGAUGGAGGCUACCUUGGAGCAGCACUUGGAGGACACAAUGAAGAAUCCAUCCAUCGUUGGAGUCUUGUGCACAGAUUCACAAGGACUCAACCUGGGCUGCCGUGGGACUCUCUCAGAUGAGCACGCUGGAGUGAUAUCUGUUCUAGCCCAGCAAGCAGCUAAGCUAACCUCAGACCCCACUGAUAUUCCUGUGGUGUGUCUAGAAUCAGAUAAUGGGAACAUAAUGAUUCAGAAACAUGAUGGCAUCACAGUGGCCGUGCACAAAAUGGCUUCUUGACAUCUCACAUCAGUUUUCCAGCAACCUGUCAUAGGGACUCAAUCCCACCUGUGUUAAUUAUCGUACAGACUGUUGAAGUUUAAGUAGUUAGGCCAUUCAUUUAAUGUGCAUUGUGUACUUCUCUCUUGGUUUUAGAACAAACUGCUUUUUAACACUAUGGACUGACUUAUCAAAAUAUUAACAAAGGAUCACGUUUGGAAGCAGCAGGUCCAGGUCUCUUUGUAUAUAGAAUUUUCUUAUGUUCAAUAAAUUUGGUUGGAAGAAA
Pteropus alecto (black flying fox) is the source of this 644-nucleotide messenger RNA. It is a transcript of the gene LAMTOR5, whose product is annotated as late endosomal/lysosomal adaptor, MAPK and MTOR activator 5. Gene Ontology annotation, molecular function: guanyl-nucleotide exchange factor activity. Gene Ontology annotation, cellular component: Ragulator complex; lysosome; cytoplasm. Gene Ontology annotation, biological process: positive regulation of TORC1 signaling; cellular response to amino acid stimulus. Bases 104 to 379 code for a protein of 91 amino acids. The transcript is spliced from 4 exons. The record is from RefSeq and is a predicted model, not a curated record. Lineage: Eukaryota; Metazoa; Chordata; Mammalia; Chiroptera; Pteropodidae.